AUGGCGGAAGCGGUUCUUUCCGGCCUUGCCACUUCCAUACUCAAUAGCCUCGCCGCUGAAAUAGCAAAACCCGGAGGCUCCUUAGCUUCCCAGAAGAUCCGGUUGCUCUGCGGUGCCAAGGACGAGCUCCAAAGCCUUAGAGAGCACCGUCCAGUCAAGCUCUGGCUCAAGAGGCUCAAGGACGUGCUGUACGACGUACAGGACUUGCUCGACGAUGUUGCAACUGAAGAUCUGAGGCGAAAGGUCACUUCCGGCAACAAGACCUGGAAAGAGUUAGAUCCACAUCUGAGUGGGCCAACUGUUGCUAUUGAGAGGAGGAGGACAACUCACUCUUUUGUGCGCGAGGAAGAAAUAAUUGGUAGAGAAGAGGAUAAGAAGGAGAUCAUCGCGCAUUUGCUUGAUUCUUCCUCUGGAGAGAGAGUUUCGGUUGUUUCGAUCGUGGGUAUAGGCGGGCUUGGAAAAACCACUCUUGCUCGGCUCGUUUACAACGAUGACAAGGUUAAAGACUGUUUCAAGCCUAAGCUGUGGGCGUGUCAUGGGGAUCCUAACAACUUUGAUGAGUAUGUGAUCAUCAAAGAAAUACUGAAAUCUGCCCAGCAUGAGUGUCAAGGGGAUCCUGAGAUGAUGAGAGAUCUGCAAGACAUUGAGAAUAAAUCGAAGGACCGGUUGCAGCAGCUCCUUCGUAAGGUACUGGACGGGAAGAAGUACUUGCUUGUUCUGGAUGACUUGUGGAACGAAGAUCACCACGCAUGGUUGCCCCUCCAAUCUCUGCUCAUGGGUGGUUCAUGGGGGAGCAAGAUACUCGUCACCACUCGCAAUCGGGCGGUCGUGCGUGCUACAAAUGUGAAAUCAGUUGUUCGUGCUCUACCUGGCUUAUCUGAAGAUAAGUCAUGGGACUUAUUCAAGAAAAUAGCUUUGGUAGAUGGGGAAGAAACAUUAAACCCGAGCCUGAAGGAGAAAUGUCGAGACAUGGUCAAAAAAUGCGCUGGUGUUCCUCUUGCCAUCAGAACUAUAGGCAGCCUUUUAUACGAAACAGAGGAAAAUAAGUGGGACGGUCUCAUUGACCGUGAACUUUCAGAAAUAGAUACGUCGGAACGUGGAAUUAUGGAAGCCCUUAAGGUCAGCUACUAUCAUCUUCCGUCGGCAUUAAAGCAUUGUUUUGCAUAUUGUGCGUUGUUUCCGAAAGAUCACGUCUUCGAUAAAGAGACGCUGAUACAGCUUUGGAUGGCACAAGGAUUUAUUGAAUCAUUACACAAGAACGAGGACCCAGAAAGGGCUGGGGAUCGAUACGUCUUGCACCUACUUUGGAGGUCAUUCCUUGAGGUUGAAGAAGUCGAUGAUUCCACAAAUGAGGUGAAAAUGUUCAAGAUGCAUGAUCUCAUGCACGAUCUUGCCUCAAAAGUCGCAGGAGAUGAGUGCAAGAUGAUUAAUCACAAUGAGGGCGGCAUAGAUAGAGAAACUCGACAUGUAUCAUUUACUUUCCAGUCCUCCUUGCUUCAAAAUAUGACCACUCGACUUGAGGCAGCAAAUCUACGAACGUUCCUCACAUUGACGAACAAGAGAACAUAUGGACAGGAGGUGUCCCCAAUUGAAUGUGAGGGGAUUUUCACCAAGAUUAGGCGUUGUCGAACUUUGGCUUUGCUCGGUCCAGAUUUUUGUAUCCCUUCUUCCUUGGGGAGUCGGUUGAAGCACUUAAGAUUUCUUGAUAUUUCCGAAAACUGGUCCAUUAAGAGCUUGCCCGAUUCAAUCACGGAUUUGCUGAACUUGCAGACCCUUAAACUCUCUGGUUGCAGAAAUCUUACAACACUUCCAAAAGAUUUGAAGAAAUUGGUCAAUCUUAGACACCUCUUAAUUGAUGGGUGUGACUCAUUGACGCACAUGCCAUGCGGGUUGAAUCACCUGUCUUCUCUUCAGACUUUAUCCAAAUUCGUGGUACAAAAGAUGGGCCAUAGAGUACCUGGAGGUGUGGGGAGAGUAGAUGAACUGGAUGUGUUAAACAAAUUGGCGGGAUCCAUUAGUCUUGAAAAAUUGGAGUUCCUUCAACCAGCACCGAACAAAGGUCACUUGGGGAAAAAGAAGGUCUCCGUUCGUUGGUGUUGA
This is a messenger RNA of Rhodamnia argentea, 2100 nucleotides long. Its product is annotated as putative disease resistance protein RGA3. The transcript is spliced from 3 exons. Lineage: Eukaryota; Viridiplantae; Streptophyta; Magnoliopsida; Myrtales; Myrtaceae. Gene Ontology annotation, molecular function: ADP binding. Gene Ontology annotation, biological process: defense response to other organism. Bases 1 to 2100 code for a protein of 699 amino acids. The record is from RefSeq and is a predicted model, not a curated record.